AUGAUCAUCAGACAACUUCCUCAGGAUGUCGUCGACAAAAUCAAAUCCUCAGUCAACAUCACGUCCCUGAAUGGGGUAGUCUGUGGCCUUGUCACCAACUCUUUGGAUGCUGGUGCCUCCAAGAUCAACAUAUCUAUCGACUAUAGCAGGGGAAACUGUACCGUUGAAGACAAUGGAUCCGGAAUACCUCCCGAAGAAUUCACAGAUGGUGGAGGUCUCGGGAAGCUUCACCAUACAUCUAAAUUCCCUGCGAGGCUCUCUGUCCAUGGCAAGCAAGGCGAUUUCCUAGCAUCUCUUGCUACAUUGUCCCUUCUAACUGUUACCUCUCGCCAUCAUAGGCAUAUCUCACACAACUCUGUUUCGAUUCAUAACUCCCAAGUUCUGGCUAGACAGUUGCCUUCACCCCCUGAGUCGCGGCUUCUCAACUUCGAUCAUGGAACGCGUACCACCGUCCGAGAUCUCUUUGGAAACAUGCCAGUCAGAGUUAAGCAGAGAGCCACACUAAGCGAAAAACCUACCAUCGACAAAGAGUGGUCAAGAUUGAUUCGAGCUGUUAUAGGCUUACUUCUCGCUUGGCCAUCGGGUAUCUCUGUCUCGCUCAAAAAUGUAGCCACACAGCGUGAACUACGACUCCGACCAUCAGAAAAGACGGACAUGGUGUCUAAAGUCUCACGAAUGCUCACACAAGCGGGUCUUGCCGACUCGAGUGAUGCCGAUGCUUGGGUCCCAAUCUCAGCUUCAUGUGGACCUGUUUCCGUUAAGGGCUGUAUUUGCACGAAUCCUAUUGCGACGCGGCGUUCUCAGUUUGUUAGUUUGGGGAUUCACUCAGUCAACAACGAAUUCGGUACUGAUGUUCUCUUCGAAGAGAUUAACAAGACUUUUGGUAAUUCGAGUUUUGGUGUAGUUGAUGGCGACCAGGCAAACCGCAACGCCUCACCAAAGCUUGACGAGUUUAUAGGAAGUGAAUUGAGAAGUCGGAAGGGAAUCGAACGAUGGCCGAUGUUCUACUUGAAAAUUGCAACCUCCAACACAGAUGGCAUCGACCCAGAUCGACUUUAUAGCCAAGGCCAGAUUUUAUCCACGAUACUUGAUCUGUUGAAGGCUACUUGUUACGGGUUCCUCAAGAAGCAACAUUUCCGCCCACGAAAGGUCCAACUAGCCCCUGAUGAGUCGUUACUAUCGACAGCAAAGAUAUUAGGCCGGCCAAAGAAACCGUCCAAGAAGCAGUCGAAAUCAACAAACAGUUCAGGAGCCAGCUCUGUCACUUCCUUAUCCAGAUCCAAUUCCAUCGGACCACGAACAGAUAGUCCGUUCGAAGGUUGGCAUCGGGUUAAAGUUGGAAGAGCUACACCACACAGCGCCACCUCAAAAGCGGUAGAUGUUCGUACGAAGAUAAGAGAGGAACCACCAAUGAACCGCCUUGUUGGCGAGGGAGGAAGAUUGCUGCGCAAACCUUUUGAUGAGCCAUCACCCGAGCCUGAAGACUACCAAAUAAAUUUGUCUGCAGACGACAGUAGUUCUGACUCUGUCAUGCGCACAGCCGACCAUGAAACAAGUAACUGUAACACAGCUGUUGGUGAACCCCUUCAAAUUACGCAGAAGCGAGACAAACACUACAGCAAAUGGCUCCAGGGUGUUGUUAGUUCAUGGGAAAAUCCCAUCUUUCAGCCUGUACAAUCAUCGAUACCUUAUAUUGAUUGCUCAGUGCCAGACCAUUCACGCGCCCAAGGUAGAGGCGGGUAUGGCAGCAUUAAUGUCGAGCUGGACACUGGAACCAUGAGCGUCACUAGGAGAAUCUCACGCCAAGCGCUUUCUCGUGCUACUGUUGUAGCCCAAGUUGACCGCAAAUUUAUUCUGGUAAAACUGCCAUUGGAAAGUCCAGCUUCUUGGAACUCCGCAGAAGAAAAGCAGGGUUCAUCUCUGGUCAUGCUUGAUCAGCAUGCGGUUGAUGAAAGAUGCCAGCUUGAAGACCUUAUGGCGGACUACUUUACACUCGACCCGUCGACUGAUCGAAUCUCACCUGCUAUAGAACUCCUCGAUCGACCCAUCAUCUUUGAAGUUUCGAGAGAAGAGUGGUCUCUUUUGGAACAACAUAGCGAUUACUUUGCUGCUUGGGGUAUCUUGUAUCAGACACCCCCUUCCUCCCACCAAAACAAAGUUGUAGUAGCAGGCCUUCCGCCGAGUAUUAUCGAACGCUGCCGGUUGGAACCUCGACUUCUCAUCGAGCUUCUCCGUACGGAAGUCUGGCGAAGUGUCGAUAGUAGUACUCCACUUGUGCGACCAUUAACUGUCGCUCCCGACAAGCCCAUGAUUUCACGUUUCAACGGAUGCCCAAGGGGUAUUCUGGAGUUGUUACACUCCAGAGCCUGUCGAAGUAUGACAUUCAACCCUGUCGGCACAUUCCCAGCUGACUUAGUCCUAUUAGGUGCAAUCAUGUUUAACGAUGUUCUUACCAUCGAACAAUGCGAGGAACUCAUAUCUUGCCUAUCUCGUUGUGCAUUCCCCUUUCAGUGCGCCCAUGGACGGCCCAGUAUGGCACCAUUGAUUGAUCUUGGAAAAGGGGCAAAGUUUGGCGGUUGGCAAGAGAUGGAACGGCAGAAAAAGCCAUCAUGGAAGAGCUGGAUAGAGAAGUCAUGA
Messenger RNA from Fusarium sp. VM40, 2637 nucleotides. The record is from the annotation of a GenBank genome assembly. NCBI's taxonomy places the organism in Eukaryota, Fungi, Ascomycota, Sordariomycetes, Hypocreales, Nectriaceae.